Molecule: messenger RNA, 1125 nt
Organism: Aquila chrysaetos chrysaetos
Lineage: Eukaryota; Metazoa; Chordata; Aves; Accipitriformes; Accipitridae
Product: translation initiation factor IF-2-like
Exons: 2
Coding region: 19-918 (299 amino acids)
Source: RefSeq, a predicted model, not a curated record
GUUCCACUGCAGGCUCGAAUGAAAUGUCCGUCUCCCUCCCCGGGCCCCGGCGCUGCCGCCGCGCCGCCGCCGCGGGGACCAGGAAGUGGGGGGCGGCAGCCCCCGGGCCCCGCUUACCGGCCGCUCGUCUCUUUGUGCGACCGGAGACGCGGGGGCCGCGCGGCCGGGGGGAGCGGAGCGGAGCGAGAGAGCGGGCGGGGAGGCGGCGGCGGGGGGGGUCUUGGCAGGGGUGGUGGGGCGGCUGCCCCCGCCGGUGUUCCCCUCUUUUUGCGGGGCCAGGCGCAAGGAGGUGCUUCCUCCCCCCCCCCGCCCCGGGCUCCGGCUCCGGCUCCAUUUUGUGGCCUAGGCGGCGGCGGCGGCGGGGGGUGUGGGGGGGUUAGGAGGCGGGGACGGGAGCGCGGUUGCCCCGCAGCCGUGUCCGCCGCGGGCCGCCGGCUCCCCUCGCCGCCCGCUGAGAUCGCGGCGGGGCGUACGACCUCCCCUGCCCCGGGCCGGCCUGGCGGCUGCCGCGACCCCUCGGCGGCGAUUUCCCUCCCGGCCCGGCGGGCGCGCUCGGUCUGCCCCAGGGCCCCCUCUUCCCGGCGGCGGCAUGGCGGGCGGGGAGGUGUGUGUGUGUGUGUGGUGUGUGCGUGGGGCGGCUUUGUGGCGGCCGCGCGUCGCCGUCCGCGGGCGGAGGGGGCUCCGCUGUCUUUUGUUUUUGCCCGGCCAGCGCCUCAGCCCGCCGAGCCCCCUCCCCUCGCCGCGGGAGCGAGGGGCCGGGGCCCCGCCGCGCUUCUGGCGGGCCCCCACCACGCCCACGGCCCCUCAGCGGGCCGGGAGCCGGGCAGCGGGGCGAGAGCGGCCCGGCCUCCCCGCCGCCGUUGUCGUCGAGACCGAAAUUCCCUUGAAGGUCUGGCGGCCCGCCUUUUGCAGGGCUGAGGAGUGUAGGGCGAGGCCCCGGGAUGCGGUGAGAGGAGCCGGGUGACGGCGCGGGCAGCCCGGUGCGGGUACGGCGUUUCGGGGAGGGAAUAACGGGCAGUGGUCUGCAGGAGGGCCGCUCCCCCUCUCCACGGGCACGGGAGGCUGCUGCCUUCCGCCAGAAGUCACAGCCAAGGUGGUUAACAAUAAAGUUGCUGAAUAACUGGG